This is a messenger RNA of Uranotaenia lowii, 479 nucleotides long. RefSeq lists its product as uncharacterized. Lineage: Eukaryota; Metazoa; Arthropoda; Insecta; Diptera; Culicidae. The transcript is spliced from 3 exons. Bases 21 to 404 code for a protein of 127 amino acids. The record is from RefSeq and is a predicted model, not a curated record.
AAACAAUAAUUGGUACGAAAAUGUAUCCGAAUUCGCCGGAAGCUGUUUCGCCAGCGGUUUUUCAACAUCCAACUCGGUCAGUAUGGAUAAAUCGCGUGCUGCUAUCUUUUCAAACUGGAUGGAACAUCAACAGAAUGCAAGUCGAGUUUGCUGUUGAUUUUCAUGAAGUGUAUGAAGUUCCCGAAUGCUGUCCACUCCCGGCGAAUCUUCCGGUACCAAGUCGACCACUGCAUGGAAGUAUUUCUGCAGGAUGUUUUCUCCGGUUUGGAUCCAACCGACGGACGGACGGACGGAUAAACUGGAAAAAGGACACCAGCAAUGUUCGCAACCGCGACGGGAGCUGGAAGCAAUGUCGUCACGCUGGGAGAAUAAAUGUCCCGUACGACUUUCGGAUCCAGCAGUGACCAGCAGCUACGCCCGUGUUUUUAUAAAUUUGACCUAGUGAGGAAGCUCAUAAUAUCAAAUACUAAUGCAUAAUA